AUGUCAGUAUCAUUCGCCAGCGUAGUUGGUGUGACGGCAACUGGCACAAUAGGAACCAUUCUCUACCAGACAAAUGACCAAUUCCGUCAGGCGAUCCAAGCUUUGGAACGAUGCGGCACGGCUGGUCUGGUGGGUGCCCGUGUAGCAUUAGACUACCGACAGACCUUGGCUGGCUCAUAUGGAUCACCUGAGGAAAGAGAGGCUGCCAAGUCGGCAUGUCAUCAGCGCAGUGCUGAUCAUGUGCUCUGGGGAUUGCAGAAACUUGGGGGCGUGUAUGUGAAACUAGGACAGCAUGUGUCUGCGAUGGUCUACAUCCUUCCGCCUGAGUGGACCUCGACAAUGGCAGUGUUGCAGGACAAAUGCGAUCCUACAUCUCCACAAGACAUCAAGAAUCUGUUUUUGGCUGAUUGUGGUCAGUCAGUAGACCAAAUAUUCGAUACAUUUGAUUGGGUUCCUCUUGGCGUGGCUUCGCUGGCUCAGGUACACCGAGCCAAACUGCGGGAUUCGGGUUCAAACUCCUCAGGUUUGGGCGAAUGGGUUGCAGUCAAGAUCCAGCAUCCGUCUCUCGACAACUUUUGCAGAAUCGACAUGGACACGGUGUCGUUUAUCUUUGAUAUCGUCAAGACCGUCUUUCCAGAGUUUGGAUUCGAGUGGUUUGCAGAAGAGAUGCGCGAAUCAUUGCCAAAAGAACUUGAUUUUGUGCACGAGGCUGCCAAUGCACACAAAGUAGAGGCCAAUUUCUCAGAUGACCGGAUCAAUCGUCGUACGGCUCUCACAAUUCCAAAGAUCCUGUGGGCCAAACGGCGUAUAAUGUGCAUGGAGUUUAUUGAUGGAGCUAGAAUUGAUGAUCUUGCAUACAUGGAACACCAUAAUAUUGAUCCUCGUGAGGUAUCCUUGGAGAUGACUCGAGUGUUUUCCAAAAUGAUUUUCCUCGAUGGGUACGUUCACUGUGAUCCUCAUCCUGGAAAUGUAAUGGUUCGACCAGCCAAGAACCCUAAACGAUCCAAAUACAACUUUGACCUUGUGCUGCUGGACCAUGGUUUGUACCGAACACUGACCGAUGAGCUACGGACAGACUACGCUCGGCUCUGGAAAUCGAUUAUCACUAGUGACGAAGACGGUAUCAAAAAGUACUCGAUGCGUGUUGGUGGCACAGAUGUCUACCGACUGUUUGCAUCGAUGCUGACAGGCCGCGACUGGGACGCCAUCGACAGUGCUGAUCUUGGAUCCAGUCGCUCGGAGGCCGAAUUCAAGCGCCUGUCUGAAGGUGCGAUAGAGUUCUUUGUGGAUGUGGCAGAUAUCCUGGGCCGCUUACCACGCUCGGUGCUGCUGCUCCUGAAAACCAACGAUCUGCUGAGAGUCGUGGACGAACAGCUCAACAGAGCAGCGUCCGAUCAAAAGACAACCUAUGUUGUGAUGGGAACGGUCUGUACAAGGGCAGUCUGGCUGGAUACCAAACAAAGGCUGCGGGAGCAACUAGCGAUGGUUGGAUUUGAUUUCAAGGUCUUUGGAGAACUGGUCCGUAGUUGGCUGUCAUUCCAAACACUGGAGUGGGGACUCUGGUUCUACGAGAAGUAUGCAGUCUGGGCGGAACGUAUUUCAAAGCUAAAAGCCGCAAGGUUGACAUUAUAAAUUAUUAUCACCACAAUCGCCUUUCUCAUCGUCAUCAUAAUCAUCGUAAUCGUAAUCGCCAUCAUACCAUUAUCAUUACAUUACUGUUACUAUUAUUUUUAUUACCAUAAUUCCCCUUCACCGUAAUUAAUACUACUACUACUACUAUCAUUAUAUAUAAUACUCUGCUUUCUUCAUUUUAUUAGCUCUAUUUUACUUGAAGAAAUGUUCAAGUGUAAUAUAAUAAAAUGCUUAUUUAGACCGUUCCUGUAAACCCAUAAACCCCGCUUUUUAUUCAUUCACUUUUUUUUCUUUUUUUUGUGUGUUUUACUUCCCCCUUUUUUUUAAAAAGAAAAUCAGUUCAGUUCAGUUCAGUUCAUUUAUCCUCAUCUCGAAUUGUUAAAGAUGCUCGGUCGACUUUUCCAUUGGACCAUUGAUGCACUCUUGGUGUCUACUGUGCUUGCAGGUGUAAAACGUUUGACCGGAAUUCAGUGAGUGGAAUGUUGCAUAUAUAUAAAAUAAAGGGAAAAAAAAAAGAAAAAAAGAGUGUCAGUGUGUUGCUGUGUUGCUGUGUUGCUGUGUUGCUGUGCUUGUAUGAUAAGAGUAAGAAUAAAUAUCAAGAUAAAUAUUAUGUAAGUAAU
Molecule: messenger RNA, 2252 nt
Organism: Phycomyces blakesleeanus NRRL 1555(-)
Lineage: Eukaryota; Fungi; Mucoromycota; Mucoromycetes; Mucorales; Phycomycetaceae
Exons: 5
Coding region: 1-1632 (543 amino acids)
Biological process (GO): mitochondrion organization; lipid homeostasis
Cellular component (GO): mitochondrial inner membrane
Source: RefSeq, a predicted model, not a curated record